Molecule: messenger RNA, 840 nt
Organism: Hydatigera taeniaeformis
Lineage: Eukaryota; Metazoa; Platyhelminthes; Cestoda; Cyclophyllidea; Taeniidae
Source: the annotation of a GenBank genome assembly
AGGUCAUGUCCAGAUUUUUCGCAAAUUAAAGCUGUAUGCUUCGACGUCGAUUCAACAGUAUGCCUAGACGAGGGCGUUGAUGUGCUUGCAGCGUAUUGCAACAAAGGAGAGAUCGUGAGUCAAAUGUACGUCAACACUUUUCUUUCUCCUGCCACUGAUUCCUUGCCACCCCCCUUGUGCACUUCAAGGGAACUCGACUUUUGUGGGGUGGAGCAGACAUUGGGUGCAGUCGUUGAUAGCUCAACUUCGGGGUCUUUCCGUUUCAGAACAACACAGGCCAUGGAUGGAACAAUGGACGUUACAGAGGCAUUGGAGCAACGGUUGAGAAUAUUGGGACUUUCCAAGGAUUUGAUAAGACGGUUCCUGGAAGACACUCCUCUGCGACUCACUCCGGGUGUUGAACGGCUCAUCGCUUCUCUGCGAUCGAGCAAUGUGGAGGUGUAUCUGGUGAGUGGCGGAAUUUCGGAGUUGGUUGACCGUGUGGCCAAAAAGCUGUGUGUUCCCGAGGAUCACGUCUUCUCAAACCGACUUAUCUACGACGAUGACGGCGUGGCAGUGGACUUCGACCGACAACAGCCGACCUCUCGUUCGGACGGGAAGAAGGAAGUGGUGGCAACAAUCAAGUCCCAACUGAGUGGCGAGUCAAAGACGGCAGGUGUACUGAUGGUGGGUGACGGGGUCACCGAUGCCGCUGCCUGCCCUCCUGCCGACGCCUUUCUAGGCUUUGGUGGCGUCAUUACUCGACCCUCCAUACAACGUGCCACCCCCUUCUUCUUUCACUCUUUUGACGAGAUGCACACAUUUCUCCAGCACUGUGGCCUCAUCAUCCACCCGCCCUAA